GGCUCAGCUUCCGCAGCCCUCGCCGCUUCCAAAGCGCAGCCCAGACUCGAGCCUCGCCGCCUGUCGUCCCCUUUCUUUGAAGAGGAGGUUUGGAAAAACUGCCUUUUAGGGGCUCGCGAUGCUUCUCUGGGCUCGUUCGGGUGCCGGAGAAGAAUGGUAACAGGAAGAGCGGAGCGUGAAGGCGUCACGGUGGCACCAGAGAUUGAUGGGCCGAGCGCGCACUUGGCGGAGGAGCUCUCUCCGAGGACGUCGCGGCGCCUGCACUUCCUGGCUGGACUCGGCUGACAUCUGUAGCCUCCUCUCCCACAGGUUCCCAGGUCGCCGAGCCUCUGCCCGCAGAGGAGCUUCAGGGCUGCGCCAGAGGCUCCGGGAGUUUGCAGACCUCUGUCCGAACAGGAGGUCUGCCUCGCAUACCGAGUCUCUGGAUCCCCGCGGUGUGCGCUGGCAAGCUGGCUCCGGAGGGAGUUCGAUUUGAGUUCAGAUGGCCAACUCCCUCUGAAUCGUGCAGAUUGGUGCUGAGCAGGCAACAAAAGUUUGUAGCUUCCCCUCAGUUUCUGGUGCUUCACAGGGGAGAGGAGAGGACUUUGGCAUUAAACUCAAGAAGCAGUCAGGGAACCAUCUCCCUUAACUUUUCUCCUCUGUUACCAUUUGCCAUGAAGAGAAAACAGAAGAGAUUUCUGCAGAUGACUUUGUUAUUCAUGUUGGCUUUAAUUUUCCUGCCCAAUAUUGGUCUCUGGUCUCUGUACAAGGAUAAACACCUGGUGAAAUCUACAGAGCCGGGGGAACAGCAGACAUUCCCACUGGGCCUGGGAGAUGGGCAAUUCUAUUCAUGGACAGAUGGUUUGAGAAGAAAGGACUGGCAUGACUACGAGAGCAUUCAGAAAGAGGCUGUGCGCUCAGGGAAAGGUGAACAGGGCAAGCCCUACCCGCUCACUGAAGAGGACAAUGAUGACUCGGCUUACAGGGAGAAUGGUUUCAACAUUUUUGUCAGCAAUAAUAUUGCUCUAGAGAGGUCCCUGCCAGAUAUCCGCCACGCCAACUGUAAGCACAAGAUGUACCUGGAAAGGCUGCCAAACACCAGCAUCAUUAUCCCAUUUCAUAAUGAAGGUUGGACUUCACUCCUGAGAACCAUACACAGCAUAAUUAACCGAACCCCAGAGAGUCUGAUAGCAGAAAUCAUUCUAGUAGAUGACUUCAGCGAUAGAGAACACUUGAAAGAUAAGCUAGAAGAGUACAUGGCUCGAUUUUCCAAAGUGAGAAUUCUUCGCACCAAGAAAAGGGAAGGACUCAUCCGGACCCGACUGCUGGGCGCAUCUAUGGCCAGAGGAGAGGUGUUAACGUUCCUGGACUCCCACUGCGAGGUCAACGUGAACUGGCUGCCCCCACUCCUCAACCAAAUUGCACUAAACCACAAAACCAUCGUGUGUCCCAUGAUCGAUGUCAUUGACCACAAUCACUUUGGGUAUGAGGCACAAGCUGGGGAUGCCAUGCGAGGAGCCUUCGACUGGGAAAUGUACUACAAAAGAAUACCCAUCCCUCCAGAGCUCCAGAGGGCCGAUCCCAGCGACCCUUUUGAGUCCCCUGUUAUGGCUGGUGGCCUCUUUGCUGUGGAUCGAAGGUGGUUUUGGGAAUUAGGUGGAUACGAUCCAGGUUUAGAAAUCUGGGGAGGAGAACAGUAUGAAAUCUCUUUUAAGGUUUGGAUGUGUGGAGGAGAAAUGUUCGAUGUCCCGUGUUCUAGAGUUGGUCACAUCUACAGGAAGUAUGUCCCUUAUAAAGUUCCUUCUGGGACCAGCCUGGCAAGGAACCUGAAGCGGGUGGCUGAGACGUGGAUGGACGAAUUUGCAGAGUACAUUUACCAGCGGCGGCCGGAGUACCGGCACCUCUCCACUGGGGACAUCUCGGCCCAGAAAGAGCUUCGCAAACAGCUGAAGUGCAAGGACUUCAAAUGGUUCAUGGCUGCGGUAGCCUGGGACGUGCCUAAGUACUACCCUCCGGUGGAGCCCCCACCUGCCGCCUGGGGGGAGAUUCGGAACGUGGCGGCAAAUCUCUGCAUAGACAGCAAGCAUGGAGCCACAGGAACAGAGCUGAGGCUAGACAUCUGUGUCAAGGAUGGUUCCGAAAGGACGUGGUCUCAUGAACAGCUCUUUACCUUUGGAUGGAGAGAAGAUAUUCGACCUGGUGAGCCACUGCAUACCCGAAAGUUCUGCUUUGAUGCGAUAUCACACAACAGCCCUGUUACACUCUAUGAUUGCCACGGCAUGAAGGGGAACCAGCUCUGGGGGUACCGGAAGGACAGAACAUUAUUUCAUCCUGUAAGCAACAGCUGCAUGGAUUCCAACCCAGCAGAAAAGAAGAUUUUCAUGGCCAGAUGUGACCCCCUAUCUGAGACUCAGCAGUGGAUUUUUGAACACAUUAACAUGACUGUUUUAGAAAAAUUUAGCUACCAUGUCAGCUCCUAGAAAGAAGAAAGAAAAAAAAAAGAUAGACUAUCUACAGAUUAUGAACUAGAUGUUAGCCAGCAUCUGGGUCAAAGGAGUCAGGAAUAACAUUUCCUAGAUCCAGGAACUCUGGUUUAAUGAUUUGUAAAUGCCACGUCAAAGUAGGUUGUCCUGAAGAACUUCCUGCAUCUGAAGAACUUGGCUAAGAAUCUCACCAGCUGCUUCUGAGAACUCGAGACUAGCAGUUCCCUUGCUGGCCAAGGGCGAAGAUUAUUUAGAGACUUUUCGAAACAACUGCUGAGUUAAUAAAUCCUAGCAUUUCUCAGGUCAAAUCCUGCAGUAGUGAGUAGCUAUGAAUGGAUCCUAUUAAUCGGGUGGGAGGGGGGUGGAAACAGAGUGCAUGACUGCUCUGACAACCUGAGGUUACCACAGGCUUAGAACUAGCCACGCUGAAGGGGUGAGCUGUCCUCUUUGGUGCCAUUCUCUGACUAAGAAUGGGUUAAGCAGGUUUAACCCUUAAAAGUGCUGCAGAUGAUUUUAGAGUGCUCAUACCAUUCUCUUUUGUUUUAUUUUUAAACAAGGGUGGCACAUCUAUAAUGACGUAAGUUACAUAAUGAAAUGGACUUCCAAUUUUCCCAUUCUCUUUUACAUUUGUCAUUUUGCUUUUAGAGCAGAAGCUAGUUAUUGUCCAUAAAAAGUCAUGCUCCAUAAGUCAGUUGAGAUUCUCAUUCAGUGCCCUUGUGUGAAUCCAGUUAAAAUGAACAAACAAACAACAACAAUAAAAGCUAUACUAUCAAGUUACUCCAAAGAAAGAUUUCACAGAAGCAGCAAAACCAUAAAAAGGUAUAGGAAAGAGAUUUCCCUAGGAAACCUAUUUUUACUUUUCUAUUAUUUUUAGAAUUUUAAAAGUCUGAUGUUUGUCCCAUCAUUAUUUUUAUUAAGGAAGGAAAUGGAGUGAAGUUGAUGUAAUUUGUUUAGGAAAGUCUUAA
Fukomys damarensis (Damara mole-rat) is the source of this 3427-nucleotide messenger RNA. RefSeq names its product polypeptide N-acetylgalactosaminyltransferase like 6 (gene Galntl6). The transcript has 13 exons. Gene Ontology annotation, cellular component: Golgi apparatus. The record is from RefSeq and is a predicted model, not a curated record. The coding region runs from base 654 to 2459 and encodes 601 amino acids. Lineage: Eukaryota; Metazoa; Chordata; Mammalia; Rodentia; Bathyergidae.